GUUCCUCUCUCUUUCUCUCCCAGCAUCUUCUGGGGAGCCUCUAGGUGAAGCAGCACUAACAGCAUCCAUGGCCUAUCUUUCGGCUUAACACUUCUCUCCUUUGGCUUUGGUAGCAGACAGAGCUCGGUUCAGCAGCUGCAUUGUGAGGACUUAGCUGGGACCUGGAGUUGUACCCUCCUGUAUUUUUUCAGACUUCUUGGAAAUUAAGGAAUGCAAUUCUGCCACCAUGAUGGAAGGAUUGAAAAAACGUACAAGAAAGGCCUUUGGAAUACGGAAGAAAGAAAAGGACACUGAUUCUACAGGUUCACCAGAUAGAGAUGGAAUUCAGCCCAGCCCACAUGAACCACCCUACAAUAGCAAAGCAGAAUGUGCGCGUGAAGGAGCAAAAAAAGUUUCGAAGAAAAGCAAUGGGGCACCAAAUGGAUUUUAUGCAGAAAUUGAUUGGGAAAGAUAUAAUUCACCUGAGUUGGAUGAAGAAGGCUAUAGCAUCAGACCAGAGGAACCUGGCUCUACCAAAGGAAAGCACUUUUAUUCUUCAAGUGAGUCUGAAGAAGAAGAAGAAUCACACAAGAAGUUUAAUAUCAAGAUUAAGCCAUUGCAAUCUAAAGAUGUUCUUAAGAAUGCUGCAACUGUAGAUGAACUUAAGGCCUCGAUCGGCAACAUCGCACUUUCCCCAUCACCAGUGAGGAAAAGUCCGAGGCGCAGCCCGGGUGCAAUUAAAAGGAACUUAUCCAGUGAAGAGGUGGCGAGACCCAGGCGUUCCACACCAACUCCGGAACUUGUAAGCAAAAAACCUCCAGAAGACACCGUGGCUCUUGCACCCCUCUUUGGCCCACCAUUAGAAUCAGCGUUUGAUGAACAGAAGACUGAAGUUCUUUUAGAUCAGCCAGAGAUAUGGGGCUCAGGCCAACCAAUUAAUCCAAGCAUGGAGUCGCCAAAGUUAACAAGGUCUUUUCCCACUGGAACACCUCCACCACUGCCUCCAAAAAAUAUACCAGCCACCCCACCCCGAACAGGCUCCCCCUUAACAGUUGCCCCAGGAAAUGACCAGUCAGCCACAGAGGUCAAAAUUGAAAAACUACCAUCCAUCAAUGACUUGGACAGCAUUUUUGGCCCAGUGUUGUCCCCCAAGUCUGUCGCUGUUAAUGCUGAAGAAAAGUGGGUCCAUUUUUCUGAUACAUCCCCGGAACAUGUUACUCCAGAGUUGACUCCAAGGCAACAGGUGGUAUCCCCACCAGCUGCACCAGACAACCCAGCUGACUCCCCAGCUCCUGGAUCCCCUGGCCCCACAGGGCCUCCAGGACCCCCAGGGCCUCCUGGUCCUCCUCGCAGUGUACCAUCGCCACUCAAUUUAGAAGAAGUCCAGAAGAAAAUCACUGAGCAGACCUUCAUUAAAGAUGAUUACUUAGAAACUAUCUCAUCUCCUAAAGAUUUUGGGUUGGGACAAAGAGCAACUCCGCCUCCCCCACCACCACCCACCUACAGGACUGUGGUUUCAUCCCCUGGACCUGGCUCGGGCAGUGGUACGGGGACCACCAGUGGUGCAUCAUCCCCUGCUCGGCCUGCCACACCCCUGGUUCCUUGCAGCAGUACCACCCCUCCUCCACCUCCUCCCCGACCUCCAUCUCGGCCAAAGCUACCUCCAGGAAAGCCUGGAGUUGGAGAUGUGCCCAGACCUUUUAGCCCUCCCGUACAUUCCUCCAGUCCACCUCCAAUAGCACCCUUAGCCCGGGCUGAAAGCACUUCUUCAAUAUCGUCCACCAAUUCUUUGAGUGCAGCCACCACUCCCACAGUUGAGAAUGAACAGCCUUCCCUCGUUUGGUUUGACAGAGGAAAGUUUUAUUUGACUUUUGAAGGUUCUUCCAGGGGACCCAGUCCCUUAACAAUGGGAGCCCAAGACACCCUCCCUGUUGCAGCAGCAUUUACAGAAACAGUCAAUGCCUACUUCAAAGGAGCAGAUCCAAGCAAAUGUAUUGUGAAGAUUACUGGAGAAAUGGUGUUAUCUUUUCCUGCUGGAAUCACCAGACACUUUGCCAAUAACCCAUCACCAGCUGCUCUUACCUUUCGGGUGACAAAUUUCGGCAGGUUAGAACAUGUCCUGCCAAAUCCCCAACUUCUCUGCUGUGAUAACACCCAAAAUGAUGCCAAUACCAAGGAAUUCUGGGUAAACAUGCCAAAUUUGAUGACGCACCUAAAGAAAGUGUCUGAGCAAAAACCCCAGGCUACAUAUUAUAAUGUGGACAUGCUCAAAUAUCAGGUGUCUGCCCAGGGCAUCCAAUCCACACCGCUGAACCUGGCAGUGAACUGGCGGUGUGAGCCUGCCAGCACUGACCUGCGCAUAGAUUACAAAUACAACACCGACGCCAUGACAACUGCCGUGGCCCUCAACAACGUGCAGUUCCUCGUCCCCAUUGAUGGAGGUGUGACCAAGCUCCAGGCUGUGCUCCCACCAGCUGUCUGGAAUGCUGAACAACAAAGAAUAUUGUGGAAGAUUCCUGAUAUUUCUCAGAAGUCAGAAAAUGGAGGAGUUGGCUCUUUAUUAGCAAGAUUUCAGUUAUCUGAAGGCCCAAGCAAACCUUCUCCAUUGGUUGUGCAGUUCACAAGCGAAGGAAGCACUCUUUCUGGCUGUGACAUUGAACUUGUUGGAGCAGGGUAUCGAUUUUCACUUAUCAAGAAAAGGUUUGCUGCAGGAAAAUACUUGGCAGAUAACUAAUCAAAUUGUAUGCAAGGAUGUGGAGGAUCCAUAUAAUGGAGAACUGUAUAAGAAACAGGUUUUAGUUUCGGUUUGAUGAAAGCAAACCAAAACCUGCACUUGGGAUAUACCUGCUGGAAAUGUCUUUGACUUUCAGCAGUAAUUUCCCUCUCCCAAUACCGUGAUGACCCGUCCUACAGUAUUUACUUCUAGGUAUAAUAUUGUUAAUGGUUUUAAAUUGUAAUUAUUGUAUUUGUAUAUUGUACUCAUUCCAGUAAGGCAGUUAAACCCUUGAGUUUUAGCAUUUUACCAUUCCUGAAAUGGAUGUAAUUUAAACUGUGGUAUGUAAAUUUAAUAGUAGUACUGUUGAAUGGCACAAUGCUUACAGAGGUAGAUUGCAUUUUGUUGAUAUAUAAAAUUUAAAUUUAAUAUUGAAAGUUGUCAUAAUGGGGGUGCCACAUAAAAAGAAAAUUAAGUGGAACCAGAAAAAAACAAAUUUACUUUUCUUCAGUCCUUAGUAUGUUUUACUCUAGUGCUAAAUAAAAAUUCUAUCUUCAAAUGUUUAAAGAGUUAAUUGAGAAACUGUUUCAAAAAAAGAAUUCUAAGGUUGCAGCACAUUAAAAAAAAAAGCAUUAAUUACCACUUUUUAAAAAGCUUUUUUUUUCAAACUGCAAAUUUCAUAAAAAUGCAAACUGCGUAAACAGGGCCUCUUAUUUUUAUAACUCGUGUAAAAAGGGAAAGCAAUUCAUAUUUAAAGUUUAAGUAUAUAAAAUUAUAAUCAAAAGUAAAGGAGAUGAAGUCUUAACCACUUCCCCUCUCUACAGUUUAGCAAAUGUGACAAUUGCUGAAUAAUCAGACUGAAACCAAAAUUGUGGUUUUAAGAUUUCACGACUUUCCGUAGUUGCAGUGGCCAGCAAUUUCUGCACAUUGGCUCUAGACAGAGUCUCUCCAUCCAGCACAGGGAAUGGUAUUUCAUCUCUUCCUCUUUACCAACAAAAAUCAAAACAUUGAGACUAGAUGUCUUAGGCAAAAAUUUAGUCUCCUGUUUCAAUCCAGAAGGAGAAUUUUACUCAUCAUCAUUUAUAUCAUUUGGGAAGGAGGAAAAGCUCCACAAAUGAAAUUCUAAUCAACAUUAUAGAGCAAUAAAUUUCCUUUUAGGCAAUUAGGAUUCAUUGUAUGUAACUAUAAAUUUUUGCCAUUCUUGGGGAAUCAAGUAGAGAGGUAUCAAAAAGAUAUGUUAUAUCACUGCUGUAAAGUAAAAUAAAAACUGUGAUUACCCAGCUGGCCCAACAAUACAGGAAUUCAGGAAGGUGAAAUCUUCAGGGAUCCCAGUUGUAAAACCUUCCUCAUUGCAAUCUGAAAAUAUGACACUUCUUUUAAAUCUUAGAACUUACCUUAAAUAUAAACCCAGUUCCUUAUUAGGUUAUACUAUCAAAUAACUAAUGAUUAAGUUGUUAUAUUUAUCAUUAGUUGCUAAUUUUGAUUUUGCAUUCAAAUGUUUAACAAAAAUUCUUAAGCCCCUUUAAAUUUUAGAAUCUAAUUAUAUUUUUUUAAUCUUACUUUUAAAAUUAGAUUGCUUAUAGUAGAAGUGGCAAUGGUUUGUAGUAGAAGUUUUUAAAUUAACAUUUGUAUUUCUCAAAUAGUGCUUGUUUCCAAGAGAAUGAUCAAAAUUAUGUGUUUUAUCUUAGAAAAAUCUUUAUUAUUCAAACAAACUCCCAAUUGACUCCCCAAGCAGUCUGGUGAUAAAGUUUUUUUUUUUUUUUUUUGAGCAAACACAUUGUAUGCUCUUUCUAAGAGAAAUAUUCAAUUUGAUUCUGAAAACAAGAUAGAAAAUGAAAACGUAUAAAAAAAAAGAGGGGAAAUUUCACACACUGAAAUCAGUGGAGAAUAAGCAGCAGAAAAUUGAAAUUAUCCAGUAGAUGAAUAUAAAAAUGUGUUUUUAAGAAACUAAUUCAUGAAAGAGAUGCACUGAAUAUUAACACAAAGCAUAUUAAAAUGUGUAAAUAUUA
This is a messenger RNA of Condylura cristata (star-nosed mole), 4701 nucleotides long. It is a transcript of the gene SGIP1, whose product is annotated as SH3-domain GRB2-like (endophilin) interacting protein 1. The transcript is spliced from 25 exons. The record is from RefSeq and is a predicted model, not a curated record. NCBI's taxonomy places the organism in Eukaryota, Metazoa, Chordata, Mammalia, Eulipotyphla, Talpidae. Gene Ontology annotation, biological process: synaptic vesicle endocytosis; clathrin-dependent endocytosis; clathrin coat assembly. Gene Ontology annotation, cellular component: cytoplasm; plasma membrane; clathrin-coated pit. The coding region runs from base 227 to 2713 and encodes 828 amino acids.